Molecule: messenger RNA, 1893 nt
Organism: Phaeoacremonium minimum UCRPA7
Lineage: Eukaryota; Fungi; Ascomycota; Sordariomycetes; Togniniales; Togniniaceae
Product: putative pre-mrna-processing factor 31 protein
Exons: 1
Coding region: 1-1893 (630 amino acids)
Biological process (GO): mRNA splicing, via spliceosome; spliceosomal tri-snRNP complex assembly
Cellular component (GO): precatalytic spliceosome; U4/U6 x U5 tri-snRNP complex; U4 snRNP
Source: RefSeq, a predicted model, not a curated record
AUGUCGACUCUCGCAGAUGAGUUGCUGCAGGAUUUCGAGGACUCGGGCUCGGAAGGAGCCGACGAGCGCAACGAUGACGAGUUUCAAGGCGCAGACAGCGCGACAAAUGGCGUACUGGCCGAUGGCGACUUGGACAUGGACGGCGGUGAGGAAGAGGAUGAGGAGAUGGGUGGAAUGCCUGACACAAGCAAACAGGCGCCCGAAGAUGCAGAGGAGGCGAAAGCGCGCGUUGAGAAGAUGCAACUCGGCGGAGUUGACGACGUGCGCAGCGUGGCCAACUUGAUGAAGAGCUUGGAACCAGUUCUUGAGGUUAGCAACCCCUACUCCCCUACGCCCCCUAUCACUAUGUAUGAAGUGUUUACAUCUUCUUCUCGGAACAUUAGCCCUGACAGUUUGCGUUCGAUCCUACAGAAAAUCGCCUACUUCAAAGCACAACCUCCCGAGGCGUUGGCCAAUGUCGGCAACGUGGAGGAUCAUCCCGAAUACAACGUUCUUACGCAGUCCAACAGCCUAUCUACUUUGAUAGAUAGUGAAAUAGUGUUGGUUCACAAGUUCAUUCGCGAUCACUAUUCGGUGCGAUUCCCCGAGCUCGAGACACUGAUCACGAAUCCGCUCGAAUAUGCCAAGGUGGUCGCAAUCUUGGGCAAUGGCCCGAUGGACUCGGAGAGCAUCAAGGCGCUACAGAAAUCAACAGACAACCCCUUGAAGGCGACGCUCAAGUCAGUUCUGGAUGGACCCUCACUCAUGAUCGUUACGGUGGAAGCUACGACUUCGAAGGGACGGGAAAUGUCGCAAGACGAGCUCGAUCGUGUUGUCCGAGCUUGCGAGAUGAUGAUCAGCCUGGACGCAGCAAAGAAGACUUUAACAGAAUACGUGCAGUCACGGAUGAACCUCUUUGCACCAAACCUGACUGCUCUUAUUGGUUCCCUGACAGCCGCGCAAAUGCUCAACGCAGCGGGAGGUCUCACAGGUCUGGCCAAGACACCAGCCUGUAACAUUGCUGCUUGGGGCUCCAAGAAGCAACAAAGCGGAGCUCUGGCCACGAACGUCGGGAUUCGCCAACAAGGCUUUCUAUAUCACAGCCCCAUUAUCCGCGGCGUGACGAGCGAUUUGAAGAAGCAAGCGAUGCGGAUAGUGUCCGCAAAGCUCGUCCUGGCGGCUCGUGUCGACCGCAUCCACGAGGCCCCAGAUGGCUCGACUGGUGAAGAGUAUAGGUUAGCUUGCCUCGAUCGGCUGGACAAGCUGCAGGAGAAACCCCUGAACAAGGGCCAACGCGCCCUGCCGGUGCCCGACGACAAGCUUUCGCGGAAGCGCGGUGGUCGUCGUGCGCGCGCGGCCAAGGCGGCGACGGCCAUGACCGACUUGCGCAAAGCGCAGAAUCGUAUGGCGUUUGGAAAGGAAGAGAAGGAGGUCGGCUACGGCACGGGCGAGGGCACAGUCGGUAUGGGCAUGAUCGGACAGGGCAAUGACGGCCGUGUACGGGGCCUACAAAUCGAUAACAAGACUCGUGCGAAGUUGAGCCAGAAGAGCAAAGGCUGGGGCGGCGCGAGCUCUGUCUCCGGAGCUUCAUCGUCUCUCAAGGGCUUUGGGCAGGCUGCUGGAAACCUGGAUCUCAGAGGCAAGGGGCUACGGACCUCCGGCGUGGGCACGACAGUUGGCAGUGGCGGCACGAUGUCAUCAUUAUCAUUCACGCCUGUUCAAGGCCUUGAACUUGUCGAUCCCAAGGUCCAGGCCGAGCUGAAGCGAAAGCGCAAGGAGGAAGAGGACCGAUGGUUCAAGGGAGGCAGCUUCACGCAAGUUGGUGGCGGCGGGGGCAGUAGCAGCAACGGCGUAUUCAAGAAGCCUGACCUACCGCCAAGGAAGAAAGUCGAUACAGGGGCUACGAAGAGGUAG